This is a messenger RNA of Ctenopharyngodon idella (grass carp), 6187 nucleotides long. RefSeq names its product guanine nucleotide binding protein (G protein), alpha activating activity polypeptide O, a (gene gnao1a). The transcript is spliced from 8 exons. Bases 620 to 1684 code for a protein of 354 amino acids. Gene Ontology annotation, cellular component: heterotrimeric G-protein complex. The record is from RefSeq and is a predicted model, not a curated record. Gene Ontology annotation, biological process: adenylate cyclase-modulating G protein-coupled receptor signaling pathway; G protein-coupled dopamine receptor signaling pathway. Gene Ontology annotation, molecular function: corticotropin-releasing hormone receptor 1 binding; G protein-coupled serotonin receptor binding; G-protein beta/gamma-subunit complex binding. NCBI's taxonomy places the organism in Eukaryota, Metazoa, Chordata, Actinopteri, Cypriniformes, Xenocyprididae.
GUGAUUCUUCCUGUGGCCAGGGCCCGCUCAUCGGCUUUAGAUCAUCCGCUCCCCACAGAAACACAACACUGAUCCAAUAUAGUCGUGCAUACACACCGUUUAACAGCGUUCGCGUUGCGUGAAACACCAAGAGAAGCGCAUUUAUUCCGCCUACAGAUAACGGCAUAAAUCUAGCUGUAGUUAGCGGUGCGCGAUUCGAAUGCUCGCUCGUGCGCGCGCGCUCUGUCUCUCUCCUUCUCUGCUCCUGACGUCAGCGAGAUUGUCUGAGAGCGUCGAGCCCAGCGCGUUCUCUCUCCAUACUGACCCUCCAUUGUGAGCACGCUAACGAUGCCAGCGCUCGCAGCAGUCGCCGCCGCCGCCCAGUAGAGACCUCCCAGCCCGAGGACCGAGCACCACGACCCCGUUACACAGACCGAGAGCGCGCGCCAGAGACUUAUGUUCCAGCCCAACGUUGUCUUUUGCGGGAUUUAAUGCUCUAGCUAGUCGCCGACAGGGAGAGAGAGUGUGUGUGUGAGAGAGAGGGAUAGGGACAGCCAUAGAGAGGAAUAAGGAAGAAACACCGAGGAUAUUUCUCACCCGGACCAUUUUGGAGAUAAAAAGAGCCGAGGUUCAUCUAGCCAUGGGAUGUACACUGAGCGCAGAGGAAAGAGCGGCUCUGGACAGGAGCAAAGCCAUCGAGAAAAACCUCAAAGAAGACGGAAUCACUGCUGCUAAGGAUGUGAAAUUGCUCCUGCUAGGGGCCGGGGAAUCUGGGAAAAGUACCAUCGUGAAACAGAUGAAGAUUAUCCAUGAGGACGGUUUCUCUGGUGAUGAUGUGAAGCAGUACAAGCCAGUGGUCUACAGCAACACCAUCCAGUCUCUGGCUGCUAUCGUGCGUGCCAUGGACACACUGGGGCUGGAGUACGGAGACAAGGAGCGUAAAGCUGAUGCCAAGAUGGUCUGUGAUGUUGUGAGCCGUAUGGAGGAUACCGAGCCCUACUCUCCGGAGCUGCUGUCCGCCAUGAUCCGCCUGUGGUCUGAUUCAGGCAUCCAGGAGUGCUUCAGCCGUGCCCGCGAGUACCAGCUCAAUGACUCCGCCCAAUACUACUUAGACAGUUUAGAUCGGAUCGGUGCUCCAGACUACCAGCCCACAGAGCAGGACAUUCUGCGAACUCGAGUGAAGACCACCGGGAUUGUAGAAACCCACUUCACCUUCAAGAACCUGCACUUCAGGCUGUUUGAUGUGGGAGGUCAGAGGUCGGAGAGGAAGAAAUGGAUCCACUGCUUUGAGGACGUGACCGCCAUUAUCUUCUGUGUGGCUCUGAGUGGAUACGACCAGGUGCUCCAUGAAGACGAGACCACGAACCGCAUGCACGAGUCCAUGAAGCUGUUUGACAGCAUCUGCAACAACAAAUGGUUCACAAACACCUCCAUCAUUCUCUUUCUCAACAAGAAGGACAUAUUUGAGGAGAAAAUUAAGAAAUCUCCCUUAAGUAUCUGCUUCCCAGAGUACACAGGUUUGGACACGUUCACGGAAGCGGUGAACUACAUUCAAUCCCAGUACGAGAGUAAGAACAAGUCAGUUGACAAGGAGAUCUACUCGCACAUCACCUGUGCUACAGACACAGACAACAUUCAGUUUGUCUUCGACGCUGUCACUGAUGUCAUCAUCGCUAACAACCUGCGCUUCUGUGGUCUUUACUAACUCACAGUGAUGCUCAGCUCUUUUACAGCCCCACCAUACAGUGACAACUACUGUCGGAUAUGUGACAUUUUGUCUUUGUUUUAUACUUUUAAUUGUCUCCAUUGGUGUCCUUUUGAUGUCCUUUUAUAAGGUGAGAACUGACUCAAAUCUGGUAAUAGUUUUCACAGAGCUGUUCUUUAAUUUAUGUGCUAUAUUUUAACCGAAGGUCUGAACUCAACUAUUGAUUCAGGUACAUUGUUACAAAUACAGGAAUGUGCUUUGAAUGUCCUUCCUGACACCUUUCUGGUCUGUAAGAGAGAGGUCAGGAGAUAUUUUGAGGAAAAUUGUUGCCAAACUUCCACUACUUGCUACUUUUAUCCUAUUGUAACUGAGCUUGUAAAUUCAGACCUAUCCUCUCGUCCUUAUUGCACGGUAUGCAGAUUAAUGAUACCAGAUUCAAUGAGGUUAUAUGGCAAUAUUUUAAAUUAUGUUAGUGAUUAUGUAGGUGGCACUAUUAUGAUGUUCUAUACACACACUUUUUAGAUUAAUGCAUUUUGGAUAUGAAUUCCACGAAUAUUCACAAGCUGGCUCAUAUUACAUGUGUUCUGAGUUGGCAUCUCAGAGUGUUGAUGAAACACUAGGCUUGACAUUUACUUGGCAUUUAGAAGAGAGUGCAAAUGUCCGAUGCCCUGAGCCAAACCACAAAAAUGUUAGCCCCUUAGCAUUCUAAAAAAAAACAACAGGACGUGUUACUCUUCAAAAUUGGAUUUUGAACCUUUUAAACCAGACACCCAGGACAUUUCAAAGAUACAAAAUACACUGUAUGUCUUUUUAUUAGCUUUUUGUAUUGUGUUGAGAACAGAUGAAGCUGAUUUAUAACUACAUGAUAUCACAAUAUCAUAUUCAUCAGACUGAAAUUAAAUAACACACUAUAAACAGUAUAUAUACAGUAAUGGCCGAAAGUGUUGUCCGGCCUAGGGAAAUUGACAUCUUCAACCUUUAUUCAACGUAUUCAAAAUUUGUUAUAGAUUUUGUAAGCGUAUUGUGUAGUAGUGCUUGGAGUCUAUAGUUUUAUUUGUGAUGACACAAUGAAACAUGCCAAAUUGUGUGGACAUCAUUUUUUGGCAGGCUGUCAUACGAAGAAAUUAUGAACACAUUCAAAAUCAAGAGAGAACCAACAAAACUGACUAUUUUGUAGUCAAGGCAAGUUUAUUUAUAUAGCACAUUUCAUACACCAUGGUAACUCAAAGUGCUUUACAUAAAAGGGAAUUAAGAUAAUCAUAAAAUAAUCACAACAGACGCACAAGAAAUAAAAAUAUCAUGCAUAAGAAAUUAAAAGUAACAAUAAAAACAGAGAAUAAAAAUGAUUAAAAUUAUUUGGUCAAUAUGCUUUUUCCUGUUUUUUUUUUGGCAUAGUAAAAUAAAGCCUGUAGCUGAAGUUUUAUUUGCCAAAUAAUUUUGUCAGAUGAAUACCUUAACCAAGUUAAGUGUUUUAUUCUUCCCUUAUAUUUAAAAUAUUUAAAAAUAUAAAAUAUUUUCUUCACAUUUUGAUGGUUUGAUUGAACUUGUAGGGUCAUUAAAAACAAACCCCCAAACCAGUCCCCUCUGGACAUCACUUUUGGCCAUUACUGCAUUUAUACACUAACACAUAUAUAUAUAUAUAUUAGUGCUGUGAAUCAAUUAAAAAAAUUAACUAAUGUCACAUUUUUCUGUAAUUAAUCGCAAUUAACUUUAGGAUUUGUAAAAUAUUUUUAUAUUGUAAUACACAUUUUCACAUUGAAUCUCCAAAUUAAUGUAGAAUGAUCAUAAAGAUUGUAUAUAUUUGUUUAUUGACAUCUUUUUACUGAGUACCAUGAAUGAAAGCCAGUAUCACUGAUACCAGUACUGCUACUGAUGUCGCUAUUAAAUUGAUUUUUUUCUUAAUUUCUGGAGAUGAAAUAAGUAAUGAUAGCCAUUCAACAUUACAGUAUAAUUGAAAGCCAUAAUUUUUAACAUUAAUAAGCUUAAAUUAUAUUAAAUGUCACAUUUAAAUGUGCCUUUUAAUAUAUAUAUAUAUAUAUAUAUAUAUAUAUAUAUAUAUACUCAACAAAAAAAAAUUCAUGUCUGUAAUUAAUAAGUCUCUUAUGCUUACCACUGCUGCAUUUAUUUGAUCAAAAGUAAAAGCAGUAAUAUUGUGAAAUAUUAGCAAAAUUUGGAAAAAAAUGUUUUCUACUGUAAUACUAUUUUUUUUUUUUUCAGGUUACUUUGAUGAAUACAAAAGAACAGCAGUUAUUUAAAAAUUUUGUAUAACAAUGUAAAAUUCUUUACUGUCACUUUUGAUCAAUUUAAUGCAUUCUUGCUGAAUAAUAGUAUUAAUUCCUUUCAUAAAAAAUCGUACUGACCACAAACUUUUAAACGGUAUACACACACAUACAAAUAACACCAGAAUCACACACACCUGUAACAACUGGAGAAGUAUGCCUUAUAUCAGUAUGAUUGAAGUGAUCGAAGCACUGAGCUGUCUCACCACACAUUGCUGUUUUGUGUAAUUCAGUCUGUUUUAUUCUAUCCUGCUCGAUUAACUGCUCACAGUACGCAGUAAGGCUAGUCAUAUCAAGGGGUAAGACAGUUCUAACAAGAGCAACAAGCUGUGCUAUUAGUCAUUGCAGGAAUAUGACUAACAGGAACUGAAUGGACCGGAGCUAAAGAGACUGAUGAGCUGUUGCUUGCUCUAGAAUAGGCAAACACAUGCAUUGCAUUGAACUGAGGCCUUGACAAUUAGGCCUGCUUUGAGUCUUUGUGUAUGUGAAAAUACAGAUCUGUAAUUGACAAUAAUUCACAGUGCCAUAUAUGCCUUGGAUGUCUGCUGCUAUGGAUGUAUGUGUACAGCACUUUUAAUCUUCAUCUCUCUAAACGAUCACUUUAGUCAGUGUGUGUGAAUAAUACAGCAACUUUCAGGGAGGAUGACAACUUAAAAUGGCUUUUUAAAAAAAAAUAAUGUUUGAGUUAUUAAAUGUAAACAGAAAGAAUUUUCUUAAUUUUUUUUAAACUUGUGUAACAAAUUGGGGUUACACUUUAUUUUGAUGGUCCACUUUAGACAUUCUACUAACUGUAAGUAACUUUGCAACAACAUGUCAACUAAAUACAAAGUUCUGUCAUGAAACUCUAGAUGGCACAGGCUAAUAGGUCCUUUAACUCUACCUGCUCGUAAUCACAUCGUUAUAGGGCACAGCUGAUUGGUUCCUGCUGUAUCAGUAGCCAAUGAGCUUGCGUACUCAACCUUCAAAAUACUUGGGUAGCAUUUGCCUUAGCAGUGAAGCGGUGCAGAGUAUUAGACAGUCUACUAAUACUCUAGAGAAAGUUAGUUGACUUGUAUUUGCAAAGUUACUUAUAGUUAGUAGAAUGUCUAAAGUGGACUAUCAAAAUAAAGUGUUGGAAUUUGGCACCUGUAGUGCCAAUAAUGUUUGAGUCCAAUAAUGUUUUUUUUUUUUUUUUUUUAAUACCGAGACUCCCUCAGCCUUUUGCUUUGACUGCCUUUGGGGGGUUCAAGCUUAAUAAUUUGCACCCUGACUUCAGAAAACAUCAUAUUGUGUGACCUAUAAACAUCAGUCAGUUAUUACCUACUGUUAAUCUUUGAGAAAUGUGAUUGAAUCCAAUCAUUUGCUUCAGACAGCCAAAAGCACAGUGAUUCCUUUCAUAUAGAAAAGGCAAAACAGUAACCAAUUGUACAUUUGAUUUAAUUAGAUCAUAUAUGAGGGUUUCAUUGAUGUAAUGCAAAACAUGCCGAAUUGUGCCAACUAUUAUGUGUACUAUUAAGGCCAGUGUCAGUACUAAGCACUUUUCAGCCAUUGUUCAGGUCCAUUAUUGGUCAGUUUACACAUUAUUGGUCAGUGCAUAUAGUGACUUUCAUUCUAGAAGCCAAAAAAGAGCCUAAAGGGAAAGCACUUUUUAGUAAAGGCCUUUGACUUUAAUCCCAGUUUGGUCAGCCAUACUAUUUGGAUUAGUAUUUUAAAGAAUGUCAGGUAACAGGACGGAUGGAUGGCUAAUGUACAUCAAUUGUCAGCUCAGACACAUGGGUAAUUAGGUCAGUGGCCAAGGUAAAGAAACUCAAGGGUAAUUGAGUCUGUCCGUUGCUGAGGGACAAAGGCCAAUUUGUUCCCUGGCCUUUAGCCAUAGUACAAAUAGCUGUGAGUGAUAUAUAUUCAGAAUCCUUUCAUCAGACUGGCAAAUGUAAUAAGUUCAAGCGGUACGUUAUGCUAAUGUAGCAAAAUUUACUUAAAAUGGUACUUAUGUAUGAAAUAGUGCAUAGUAGUAUUUAAUUCAUAUUUGUUUCUGAUUAAAUACAGCAGGACCCGGCAGAAAGGGAGCCAUAUUCUCCCAUCAAACAUCUUACUGUAAUCCUACCAUCCAUCACUUUUUGUUUGUUUGUUGUUGUCAGAUUGCUGUAAUUAUUGUUUGUAUGUGUGUCUCACUGCUGUGAUUAUUUAUUGAACAAUGGAUGUCUAUUUAUAUGACAUGAAUGAAUAAAGUAGUCAUGAAAUCCGG